Molecule: messenger RNA, 1068 nt
Organism: Cucumis melo (muskmelon)
Lineage: Eukaryota; Viridiplantae; Streptophyta; Magnoliopsida; Cucurbitales; Cucurbitaceae
Product: lectin
Exons: 3
Coding region: 176-877 (233 amino acids)
Source: RefSeq, a predicted model, not a curated record
AGAGGCUAUAUAUAUCCCAUCUCCAUUCCCAACUUUAUACACAUCAAAAUAUAUAUAAUAAUAUAUAUAUAUAUAUAUAUAUAUUAUAUAUAUAUAUAUAUAUAUAUAUAUAAUAUAUAUAUAUAUUAUAUAUAUAUAUAAGUUGAAUUAUCAAAGUAAUUAAUUAAGGGUGGAAAUGGGUUCGGAAGAGGAAGCAAAAAAGCUCUUGGUAAACAAACUUGUGUAUAACAAUUGCUUAGAAUCAAUUUUAGCCCUCGCAGACGACAAAGCUGCACUCAAGUUGCCAGUCUUCCUUCCUCUUUGCGAUCAACUAGCUGGUGGCAUCUCCCUGUGCGGCGGAACUAUAAAAUUCAGACUUAAUAUCGCUACAAACACUAAUCGACUGUUUAUAUUACCAAAAAUCCUCACUAUUUACCGGGUUAACGAUCCCCGAUACUGGACAUGGAUCCACAUCACCGACCAUAUUACUGCUGUGGAUGGCCCUAAACUGAUUUCAAUAACAAAGCUCGAUAUACGUGGAAAAUUUAGUUCACGAUUGCUGACACAAAAUACUAUAUACGUGUGCGCAUUAUUGGUAAUUUUCUAUGAGGAUAAAUCCGGAUGGGAGACUCCUGUGAACGUUUCACUCACCACACCAGAUGGAAAGACAGUAACGAACCAAGUAAGCCUUGAGAGGAAGCCGAUAGGCAUGUUUUUUGAACUCCCAGUAGGCGAGUUCACUGUCAAUAACAAGGGAUGUGAGGAUACUGGCCUCGUCCAGUUCGCCGUAACGGAAUACUCAAACCAUGAAAAACGUGGACUGCUGAUCAAAGGUUGUCUUGUUCGAGCAAAGUUUUCAAAUGGCUGCACGACUCCAACUGUGCCCUCGUUGGCAUAAAAUUCUCUCUUUUCAACUCAAACUACAUGUUGUAUUUUGAGGCACCUAGCUAUAAGUUUAUGUUUUAUAAUUACCCAAAUAUGAAAUGACGAAAUACGCAAGAGAUGUAAUAGCAUCAAAAGAUUAUAUAAAUAAUACACACACCGUUUUUGCAUACUAAGGCUAAACGGUUAUGUAUAAUGUUUUGAACA